Micropterus salmoides (largemouth bass) is the source of this 2065-nucleotide messenger RNA. RefSeq names its product RNA polymerase-associated protein LEO1-like. Gene Ontology annotation, biological process: regulation of transcription by RNA polymerase II. Lineage: Eukaryota; Metazoa; Chordata; Actinopteri; Centrarchiformes; Centrarchidae. The transcript is spliced from 11 exons. Bases 166 to 2031 code for a protein of 621 amino acids. Gene Ontology annotation, cellular component: RNA polymerase II transcription regulator complex. Gene Ontology annotation, molecular function: RNA polymerase II cis-regulatory region sequence-specific DNA binding; DNA-binding transcription factor activity, RNA polymerase II-specific; protein dimerization activity. The record is from RefSeq and is a predicted model, not a curated record.
CACACCCCCUCCGGUCUGAAAACCAUCUGAGAAACACGACGUAAACAAACAGGACAAGUUGUAUCGUGGUGUUUGUUUCUGAGUCCAGACGGUUACUAAUGGGGCUCGGAUGUGGCUUAAGCCCAGUAUUCCCCCUCAGAUUUAUGUGAGGAGUGUCGGUUCAUCAUGGUGAAGUGUGUUGUCUCCGGGUGUCCGAACCGCGUGGUGAACGUUAACUUGAACCGGGGGGUCCUCAACCGACCACCGAAGAGGUUCUUCAGCUUCCCGAAAGACCCAGCGCAGGUCAAGGUAUGGUUGGUGGCGCUGAGGGAGACAGACAAGCAGGACUCGACAAAGUGGCAUUUAAUCUGCGAAGACCACUUCCUGCCAGAGGACAUCUCCAUCGAUGGGGUCAAAAGUGGCGCCAUUCCGAUCAUGCCCCCCUGCCCGGACAUGAUGAACCCUCAGGGAGCCGAAUCGUCUGAGGAAGAGGAUCAGGGGGCCACCAGCGGUGAUGAUGAUGACAGCCACUACGAUGAUGAUUUAGAUGACAGCGACUACAAUGUUUAUGAUGACGACGACGACCAUGACCAUGCAUUAGAAGGUGGAGAUGAUGAUCCACCACAGCAGGAUGCAGGGGCCAAAAAGACUACAGGGGCCAAGCGGACUGGUAUCAGCCUGCAGAGAGAGACGAUCCAAACCAAGGGAGUCCGCAGACAGGAGGUCUCCCUAGGGCUGCUGACGCGGCGUUUCCUGGGCUUUAUGCAAGCGGCUCCAGGCUGCUUGCUGGACCUCAAUCAUGUGACCACGAGCCUGAAGACCCGCAGGCGACGAGUCUAUGACAUCACCAACAUCCUGGAAGGCAUGCUCCUCAUCGAGAAGAAGUCGGCCAACAUGUACAAAUGGACGGGAAAGGCUCCGAUCUCCAGCUUUCUGCAGACAAACAAACAAAAGUUGGAGACAGAGUUGGAGAACCUGAAGCUUGGGGAGGACAUGCUGGACGACCUCAUCAAAAGCUGUACGCAGCAGUUCUGCGAGAUGAAUGAGGACAAGGAAAACGCUGCGCUUGCCUACUUGACCUACGAGGACGUCAGCCGGUUCAGCGCCUUCCAGGAGCAGACGGUGAUCAUAGUCAAAGCUCUUGCAGAUACCACAUUGGAGGUUCCUGCACCAAAAGAGGACAGCAUCCAGAUCCAUAUAAAGGGGGUUUUGAGUCCCAUCAAGGUGCUGGCAUGUGAUACAGAAACAGGAGACGUGACAGGAGAGAACAGCGGCUGCUUCUUAACGCUGGAGACAAGCUGGAUAAAGACACGUUCGCUAUAUUCAGAUUCAGAGUUGGACAACAAGGACCUGAUUCAACCGGAGUGUGACGUGGAGGACAACAGAGUGGAUUACCUCGUCAUGGGUCAAACAGUGAAAAAUGAAGACAUGGAUGGUGACGAAGGUUACAGGACAGAGCCAUCAACAUCCAUCACCUCUCCCACCUCUCAGUCACAGCAAGGCUGCUCUACUCAACAGAUGUCUGCACCUGUUCCUCAGCCACAGUCUCCAUUUCCUGUGUCGGACUCCAUCCCCCCUCAGCCAGAUGAAGAGGAGGAAGAGGAAGAAGAAGAAGAGGAGGAAGAAGAAGAAGAGAAGGAGGAGGAGGAGGAGUACAUGGAUAUGGAUGAUGAUGAUGAGGAGGAGGAAGAUGAGGAGGAUACGGAUGAUUAUGUUGAGGAUGAAGAAUACACACCGGGGCCAUCAACAAGGUCACCAUCCCCAAAGAAGCGCCGUCUCAGUGAGUCUGCCACUUCGAGAUUGAGAGAGGAGGAAGACUGGGACGAAGAUCGGUGGCAUAACGGAGAAGAGACAGAUAAACAACCGGAUCCACUCAGGUUCACGCCCACCAGGAAGCCUGGCCCCACCUUUGAUACCACCAACUCAUGGUCUCCCUUUCACUUUUCCAGCUGUUUUUUAGCACCUCUGUUGUCCGGACCAUCAUCACAAACACAAACAUUAAUGCUGCCAAGAGAAAGCUGGCUGGAUUCAAGUUUCUUUGGAAACCUCUGACAGUGAAAGAUUUCUAUAUUUUCCUGUCCAUUAU